Molecule: messenger RNA, 2014 nt
Organism: Diorhabda sublineata
Lineage: Eukaryota; Metazoa; Arthropoda; Insecta; Coleoptera; Chrysomelidae
Exons: 3
Coding region: 107-706 (199 amino acids)
Source: RefSeq, a predicted model, not a curated record
UUUGAUUAUUUUUGUGAUAUAAAAUACAAUCUACUUGUGUUGCUAAGGCGUAGCACUAGCAAAAAAUAUAGUUAUUGAAUCAUAUGUAGGUUCAGAUUGGAAGAAAAUGUUUCGGUACAAGAUAUCAACAUUGUUUUUAUUUGUAUUCGCUGGAGUAAAUUUAUUCCAAUCUGUAUUGACCGUUGGUUUACCUAAAUACGAUGAAUCUAUGAUACCCCAAUGGGCAAUAGAGGAUGAAUCAGAGAGAAAAUUUGGAUUUGGUGCACAAUUUGAUAUUUUUGAUUUAUUGAAGAGAGAAAUAGCAACAUUCAAAGAAACUAACAAUCUUCCAGAACCUUUUCACAUAGAUAAGAAAGUAGAGACAUUAAGAAGUGCCCAUUUAGCAGUGGACAAAUUGCUACAAAAUCAGUUCCAUUUUAAGUUAGACGAUGUAAUAGAUGAAGCUAUCGAUAUUUCAAUGAAAAUCGGAAAAUCUUUGAUAAACAAUAGUGGCGUUGACGUUACAAACCUCGAGAAAGAUUUCAAGAAAUUGAUAGAAUGGUUCCUCAGAGUACGUGAUUAUUUAAUGAAGAAUAAAAAAUUUGGAAACCUCAGUGUUUUCAAAGGUUUAGAUUCGGUUGCUAGGAUUCUAUUUGAUGUAUCAAAAUGGAUUAAGAAUAAUAUUGAACAACGUGAGAGGAGACUUCCAUAUUCCAGAAACCACUAAGUGUAGUUUUGUACCGAAAUUGUAAUAGUUGAAAAUUUAUUUUAAUAUUUGAUAAUAGUGUUCUCACUCAUAUUCAUAAUCUUCUAUGGAUUUUAACUACAACCUCCGAUAAUUUUUGAAUUUAUCACGAUAAUAUAUUAAAUUGAAUUUCUUUCCAAAUUUGUCGCUUCUCCCCCAGGACCCUAGUAUAUAAGCACUGCACGGUAUCAAUUGAAUUAAGAAAUCUUGAGUACAUAAUUUUGAUAAUAAUAAGUUUUUACUACAUAAACAAAAAAAUUUCAGUCAAUUUGUGAUACUAACGGUUCAAAAUUUUGAAAUAUUGGUAUAAAUUCAUGAAACACAAAUAUGCUCUGCGCACUCUUUCAAUGAUAUAUUCUCCUAUCAAAAGAAAUCAAAAAUAAUAACAUAAGAUCCAUUGUAUUCUUUACAAGAUCAAAUACAAGACAAGUUCCUUCAAAUUAAUAGUAGUGAUAAUGAAAAGUCAUAAUGAUAUAAUUGAAUACUUAACGUGAAUAAUUGACCCUACUAAAAAUUGAAUUUGGUGUGAGCUUUGUUUACUAUGUGAUUUUUAACGAAUUUAUAAGUUUAGUUUAAGUUAUUUGGCUUUUUGGUGUUAAAGGAAGCUACAAAUUUUUGUGAAGCUACCUUAGUUAAUUCGACCACGUGAUCAUGCUAAGACAUUUUGCUACAUACCCUCAACACCAAGCGAAUUUACGAUGAUGGUGAUAUUUCAUGUCUACAGAGGACCAAACCCUACAACCUACACCCUAGGAUUUUGCUACAUUGAACUAAAUCAGAUUGUUUCCACUACAGUUCAGGUAGUUUAUUGGCAAUCCUGAUUUAAACGACGACACCAAAAUAUCGGGUUUUCAAUUUUGUCAAGUAGAUCGUUGAUGUACAGAAGAAAGAGAGUAGGUGAUAUGAUACAUCUCUAAGGAGCACCAGCGUUAACAUCAAAUCUGAGGUAUGUCCAUCGAUAGUGACUUGGAUUGAUCAGUCUUUUAGACAGCUACUAGGCCAGUCGAUAAAUGAGGACGGCAUUCAAUUUAUUUAGAAGAGUGUGCAGUGCAAUUGCUCGAGACUGUUUAGCCUCAGUCCAUACGUUGAUGGAAUAGACCAAGAGAUCCCCAGUUGAUCUAAUAAUAGACAAUAUUUACAUUUACAAUUUUCAUAAGUUUGUAAGAUAUUCAUUGUGAAAAGAUUACUAGUACUUGGUGAUUUAUAUUUUUUCAUGUGUUAACUAUUCCAACAAUCCAUUAUUUUAGCUCAAAAGGGAAUAGAAUCAAUAAAAGUUAAGUGUAAAUAUGA